Messenger RNA from Carcharodon carcharias (great white shark), 1637 nucleotides. Its product is annotated as gastrula zinc finger protein XlCGF8.2DB-like. Gene Ontology annotation, molecular function: DNA-binding transcription repressor activity, RNA polymerase II-specific. The record is from RefSeq and is a predicted model, not a curated record. Bases 1 to 759 code for a protein of 252 amino acids. The transcript has 2 exons. Gene Ontology annotation, biological process: negative regulation of transcription by RNA polymerase II. NCBI's taxonomy places the organism in Eukaryota, Metazoa, Chordata, Chondrichthyes, Lamniformes, Lamnidae.
AUGGAGAAGCUCCAUAAGCUCCUCACGCUUAUUGUUGGAGAGUCAACCGAAUCAUCAGGGCCUGAACGUCAUCAGACAUUGAAAGUGGAAGCAAAGAGCCCUGUUCAAAGUGGGGAGAAACAGUUCAUGUGUUCCGAGUGUGGACGAGGUUUUACCCGAUCAUCUGACCUUUCAAAACACAAGCACAAUCACGCUGGGGAGAAGCCUUGGAAAUGUGGGGACUGUGGAAAGGGAUUUAGUUACCCAUCAGAGCUGGAAAUUCAUUGGUGUAUUCACACCGGGGAGAGGCUGUUCACCUGCUUGGUGUGUGGGAAAGGAUUCACUCAGUCAUCCCAACUUCUGAGACACCAGCGAGUUCACUUUGGAGAAAGGCCUUUCACCUGUACUCAAUGUGGGAAGCGAUUUCAUGCUUUUUCACAUCUUUUGUCAGACUCUUGCGUUCACACCAAUGAGGGAUUGUUUAAAUGUUCUGACUGUGAGAAGAGAUUUAAAAACACAAGGGAUUUGCUGAGACACCAACCCAGUCGCCCCGGUGAGAGGCUGUUUAGCUGUACCAUACGUGGGAAACGAUUCACUAAUUCAUCCCAGCUCUCUGAACACCAGCGAGUUCACACUGGGGAGAAACCAUUCAUCUGCUCUGAGUGUGAGAUGCGAUUCAUUUGGUCAAGCAGCCUCAUUUCACACCGACUAAUUCACACUGAUAAGAGAUCAUUUAAAUGUUCUGUGACAAGAGCUUUAAAUGCAAAAGGGAACUGCUGAGGCACUCACACUGGGAAGAGGCCAUUCACCUGCUUUGCAUGUGGGAUGGAAUUCACUGUCUCCUGCAACCUGCUGAAACAUCAGCGCACUCACACUGGGGAGAGGCUGUUUGUCUCCCCAUGUGUGGGAAGGGAUUCAUUCAGUUAUCGUAACUCAAUAAACAUCAGCUGUUCACACUGAUAAGAGACCAUUUAAAUGUUCUGAUUGUGGAAAGAGUUUUAAAAACAUAAAUAACCUGCUAACACACCAGCGCAUUCGCACUGGGGAGAGGCCAUUCAGCUGUUCUGUAUGUGGGAAACAAUUCAUUAAUCCAUCCCACCUCACUGAACAUCAUUGAGUUCACACUGGGGAGAGGGCAUUCACCUGCUCCCUGUGUGGGAAGGGUUUCACUUGGAUAAGCGCCCUGAUUUCACAUCAACUUGUUCACGCUGUUAAGAGACCAUUUAAAUGCUCUGACUGUGAAAAGAGUUUUAAAUGCAAAAUGGAACUGCUGAGACAUGUGCGCAGUCACACUGGAGAGAGGCCAUUCCCUUGCUCUGUGUGUGGGAAGGGAUUCACUGACUCAUCCGGUCUUCUGUAACACCAGUGUAUUCACACUGGGCAGAGGCCUUUCAUAUGCUCCGUGUGUGAGAAGCGAUUUAAUCUAUCAUCCACCCUGCUGAGACACCAGCGAAUUCACGAGUGACUGCAGGGAUUAGGUUCUGCUGUUAUUUCUGCUGCAUUCUCACAGUUGGGGUUUGUUGCUGCUGAUGUUAAUAACUGGGCUGAAGUUGAAUACUCAUAUACAUUUAAUCUGCAUGUUGUAUAAAGUAAAGCGGGAAGGGUCACUUUCUAAAAAGCUUACUUCCAGUAAUGGAAGCUACCAUGAAUGUGGUGAA